This is a messenger RNA of Prosopis cineraria, 1314 nucleotides long. Its product is annotated as protein OSB1, mitochondrial-like. The coding region runs from base 159 to 1085 and encodes 308 amino acids. Gene Ontology annotation, cellular component: mitochondrial nucleoid. Gene Ontology annotation, molecular function: single-stranded DNA binding. The transcript has 5 exons. The record is from RefSeq and is a predicted model, not a curated record. Lineage: Eukaryota; Viridiplantae; Streptophyta; Magnoliopsida; Fabales; Fabaceae. Gene Ontology annotation, biological process: mitochondrial DNA replication; positive regulation of helicase activity.
UCUGGGCCAUAAAUCGAACAGGGCUUCCUGAGACCAUCUGUAAUGUCUCUCUUCUACAUGGUGCUUCGUGAUCGGCCCUGCUUCAUCGGCUAUACCUGCAUAACGAGCAUGCGUAAUCCUUGAAGAUAAAGAUAAGUUACCGAGAGAGACAAGAAGCAAUGGGGGUGGAACAAGCAGCAACAUCGUCUUCUAGUUUGAGAAACCUGCACAUCAUCUCCCGUAUUCCCAAAUCUCCAUCUGUAAUUCACUGUCCAAACCUUUUUCCUUCCGUCUCUCCCUACAAAAGUCACUCUUAUAGGUGGAAUGGUUGCCUCAAGUGCUCCAUGAAUGAUUACAAAGACCAGUUCUACGCUAAUAAUGAUCGCCUCCAGCCUCAGGUGUCGUACCCUAAACCCUCGGUGGUUCCUUGGAUGAAGGAGCUCUGCAAUUCCGUCAAUCUAAUCGGCGUCGUCGCCGUUCCUGUAGAAAUUAAGCACUUUCCCUCCGGAAAAGUGGUCGCCUGGACCCGCCUUGCCGUUAAGAAAAACGCCACCCAAUCAUUCUGGAUAAACUUGACAUUCUGGGAUGAGCUUGCACAUGUUGCUUUUCAGCAUGUAGAGAAACGCCACCAAAUUUAUGUUUCUGGUCGCCUGGUUACAGAUACUGUCCAAAGUAACUUGGGGAAGCAGCAAACCUACUACAAGGUGUUUGUUCAGCAGCUGAAUUUCAUUGAUAGGAGUCAAUUACCAGCAUUGACAAACAAUCGCGAGUCUGAUUCCGUGAUGACUGGCAAGUCAUCUUUCAUUUCAGAUAGAAAAGGAAAUUCUGGUGCAACUAAUAAUACUGGUUCUGCUGAAGAAUUAUGGCAAUUGUUUUUUGCUAAUCCAGAGGAGUGGUGGGACAACAGGAAAAAAAAGAGGAACCCAAAGUAUCCUGAUUUCAAGCACAAAGAUACAGGGGAGGCUUUGUGGGUGGAGGGCAGGUCCAAUCCACCAUGGGUCAAGUCGCAGCUGGAAAUAAUGGAUGCGAGGAUGGAGCUUUUUCCUGAUCAAAAUGCUAAGAUGCUUGUAAACAAGGCGGCUGCUGAUGAAUUCUUGUCUUUCUAAAAGCUUGUGCAUUUGAUUUUGACGGGGAUAUAUACUUUGUACAGUUCCGUUUUACACUUCGAAUGCAAAUUAUAGUUCUAGUCCAGCAACUUACGCUAUUGAUUUGUCGUGCUAAAUUUUCUGCGCUGAUUACGCACAUGUAUCUUAUUUGCCUCAUUACUAUUAAUGUCGGGACCGGCUUCUAAAACAUUUUUUUGUCGUUAUAAUAGAAAAUGACUGUAUAUUGCUA